UACAACUAGCUAAAAAAAUCUAUUGUUAUUAGUGGGGUUAUGUAAUAUUUAAAUUAUAAACUAAGAAACUUUUCAUAAUAGAUAAAAGUAUAACUCUCAAAUGGUUUUCUGUGGGUUUGUGGCUACCAGUCGCUAUUUUUUUUAUUUAUGUUUUGAAUUAGGUAAUUUGGGAAAUGAUGCCUAUUUUCCAAGUGCGUUUUUCGUGUGCUAUGCCAUUCAUUCAAUCCGUUCGCGAUGUGAGAUGCUGCCUUAUUCUGUAGCCGUUACUAUUUAUAUGCAUUUAAAGUAUACACAACAACACUGCAUCAUCUGAGACACUUAUAAAUGACAGCACACGCAUAAACGCACUUGAAAACUGGAAUCACUGCCCGAAAUGAGCCGUGCAAAAAUAUAAAUAAAAAAUAAAUCGUGACUGUUAGCAGAAAAAGUUAUUUUAUAAACAGCUUCAUUCCUUUCAAAUUUGUCAGACUUUCACGAACGAUUUGUAACAGAUAAAAUCAAAUUUUAUGUGUCAUUGCACAUUACAGUUCAAGUCACAAGUUUAUCAAAUGCAACUGAUAACGAUAACACACUGGCGUCAGCAUUUCCAGUCUAUGACUCUGCAGUACACAUACUGAUACGUUUUAAGAUUUCUGUUUAUUACUUUUGUGCUUAUCACACAUUAUUAUCCGCGUGACAUAUUAUGUAAAUGCCUCUAUUAGUACAAGGCAUGACAAACACAUCUCAAGGGCAGAGACCUUGUGACGAAUUCCGUAGGGGACGAACCCUCGUAAUUCCUAGUACGCCAGCCAAUAGCAAACCGACACUUUGCUGCCGCUGACAACGGCACCGCCUUCUUGGCGCCACUUUCACCUUCCUGUGUACUUCCGGAACAAAUGAAGGCCGUUGAUAUACACGUCGGCUUUUAUGGGAUUAUUGUGAUUGCGGUUUGUGUGUGUAAAAUGUUGAACUUCUUACGUAUUCAAUGCCGCUACUAUUAAUAUGUUGAAUACUUUUUUAGUGUACAACCCGGUCAAACUAAGGAAAUACAAAGUUAUGGCAUUGACUGUAGUUCUAAUGUCCGGCAUUUAAGCUCCCAAGUGGGAGUGGUUCUGAUCUUGGGAACACUGUUCUCAAUUGAUGAGAAGCUUUUAACAUCUUUAAUUGAAGUCAAGUGAUUAGACUUAGGAAGUGUAGUGUUUGUGUAGUUAGGCGAAGUGAUUAGUGACAUUUAGUUCAAGUGGAUUUUCUCCAGUAAGGUUUCGGUGAUCAUGCUGUCCAGCGUAUGGGUAUGUGUUAAAGCUUGAAGAGACGAGAAAACUGCUUGGAUGAAAAAUGGCAACUGUUAAAUUAAGUAUACAUGAUAAAAAGGAACUAGAUAAAUUUACAAAAUUUCUUGUUCUAAAAGCUGCGCAAAUAAUUAUUCAGUCGAGAUUAGGUGAGAAAGUGCACACCAAAUGCAAACCACACUCAACGGGGACAGAUUGGGUAAGCGGCAAUAAAGAACCCACUUUUAACCUGGCAAUAAAGGAUCUUCCCGAAGUGCUCGCAGAAGCCAAAAAGGCGUUGAGCGGUGAAAUGGCGUCUACUCACACGUCGCUGUGUGUGGAAAUAUCACUACGGACUGUUGAGGGCGAUGCAAUGGUAUUAGAGACUUGGUGUUUAGCUGUGUUACCAGACCAGUGUGAUACAUCUGCGAGAGUUACAUAUACAGUAUACAAUAGAAUGGGCAUUUUGUUAAAGUCACUUGUUUCCGUGACUCGAGUUACUCCAGCAUACAAGUUGUCAAGAAGACAGAGCCCUGACUCCUAUGUAAUUUGUUAUAGAAUAUAUGUGGGAGAGCCUCAACUUCACACUCUCGGUGAAGGCUACAACAAACUGAGAGUUGGACAGCUGUGCACACCUGUAGGCACAAUACAUCUUAAGGUGGCAUACAGAACAAAGAUGACUAUCUCACCACAACACACAGGCAAAGAUAGCUCCAUAAUGUUGAAAAGUGAUCAUUUCCACUCUGACCUCAGUCCGAAGCAUGGACGAUACCAACAAAGUGAAGACAAUGCCUCAUCUCUGUCAGAAACCAUGAAGCUUGGAGCAUUUGCAGAUAGUAAAAGGCAUCCUUUGAAAGCUGUUGAACCAGAGCUCAUUAUUCCAAAUGUUCCAUUCAGUAGUUUGUUAACUCCAAAGCAACAAUCACCAUUACAAAGUCCAAUGCCACAACAGCAAAACAAAGAUCAGCAACAACCAUCAAGGGAAAGUGAAGCGGAAGACGAAGGAAAUGGUAAUCUUACACCUCACUGUCAUUCACCAACAGAAUCGAGGCGAUCAAGCUGUUCUGUAAACGAAGAUUUUAUUAUGGUGGACUUGAAAACCCCAUUUGCUGGGAGCAAUGCCAACAGCGAUUUAGGAGCAUUCUAUCGUGAAUGUCAGAGUGCUCCCCAGCUCAAGACUUUCAUGGAACAGCCAACUCUCGCGGAACAAGUUAGUGACAUCUCAAAAACACUUGAAGCAUUCGAAUCAAGUAUGCGUGAAUAUGAUGACAUGUUAAAUUCUCUUUGUAUAAAUGAUAACAACAACUAACCUAGCACAGACCAUGAAACUAUGUAUUUAGGUAUGUGAUAUACAGAUUACAUGAGAGACUGUGUGUGUGUGUGUGUGUGUGUGUGUGUGUGUGUGUGUGUGUGUGUGUGUGCGCGCGCAUCUCAUACAUGAAAAUGGCAUAUCAAGAGUU
Schistocerca cancellata (South American locust) is the source of this 2707-nucleotide messenger RNA. RefSeq names its product autophagy-related protein 13 homolog. The transcript has 5 exons. NCBI's taxonomy places the organism in Eukaryota, Metazoa, Arthropoda, Insecta, Orthoptera, Acrididae. Gene Ontology annotation, cellular component: cytosol; Atg1/ULK1 kinase complex; extrinsic component of membrane. The record is from RefSeq and is a predicted model, not a curated record. Gene Ontology annotation, biological process: protein localization to phagophore assembly site; mitophagy; autophagosome assembly. The coding region runs from base 1315 to 2556 and encodes 413 amino acids.